Lactuca saligna is the source of this 366-nucleotide messenger RNA. The record is from the annotation of a GenBank genome assembly. Lineage: Eukaryota; Viridiplantae; Streptophyta; Magnoliopsida; Asterales; Asteraceae.
AUGGUUUUACUUGCAACAAAACUAGAGUUCCUGGUUUAUGAGAUCCUCCUCUCAAAGGGGAAACCCUAUAAAAACAAUCGAGAAAUCUUGGCUAUGAUAAACUUAAUUGCAGCAUAUCAAGGAAUUACAUUGACAUUAGAAUCAAGUGUUACUCAACCUUAUCAAGCCAUACCCCAGGAUAAGGAGCCCUUUCAUAUCGAAGGGAUGCAAACAGCUUUCCGUUACCGGAGUGGAGGAAGGGCUGUGAAAGUGUUUGUGGUGGUUGAUGAAGUUGAGGAGGUUAAUGGGGCUGGUGAAAUUGGAAACCAAGUUGUUGGUAAUUUAUGCAGUUAUAAAGGGAGCAACGAUCCGAUAGGUGGAACCUGA